ACAAAAGCCGUUUCAGUCACUUGUUUAGGAUAGACCAAUCAGCGCGGAGCAAGUUGAGGAAAACAAAAUGGUGGACUCGGACUGAGUUGUUUUCGUGCAUCUGAAGAUUUCCAGUUUUUGCAGAUUUGUGUCUGGUUUCUGCGUCUCAACGGAACGUAUUUUCCUGUUUAGGUUGAGGAGAGUGACCGACACAACAUGUCGCGCCUGAAGUCCCUGCAGAGCCGUCUGCAGAGUAUCUACAGUCGUGAUGAGAGGGACGACACUAACAACACCGGGAACCUCACAGGCACGGGCACCUACAAUCUCACAGACCACACCUCCUGGAUAGACCGCAUCUCAGCGGCAGGUAACAAGCCUUCUGAUUGGCUGGAGUUCCUGACCCAGGCCCAGGGUCGGACCAGCUUCAGCAGCCCGCAGGCGCGGUACACAUACCUGCUGUCGGUGUACGACAAGGCACUGCACCACAUGCCGGUGGAGCUGUGUCGGAGAGACGAGAGCUAUGCCAAGAUCCUCAUACAGCUGGCUCACAUCAAGGGAGAUCAUAAUGAAGAGGACGGGCAGACAGGUUUCAAGUUUGCCCGCGUGAAUGCCAAGACAUUUGCAUUUGUUCAUGUAGCUGCUGCACAGUUCGAGCUGAGCCGAGGCAGAGAAGAAAAGGCUCAGAGUAUCCUACAGAAAGGCCUGGAUGUGGGAGCUGAGCCCACGGAGAUGCUGAACACUGCCCUCAUCAGGCUGGGCAACAAGGAGAAACUACUCAUGGAGGACAAGGAAAAUGCCUUGGGAAUAUGUUAUCCAGACAGUGUGCAGCCAUCUUUUAGUGCAGUUAAAACAAAGGCUCCAACACUGACAAAGCUGCAACCUCCCCCAAGCCAGACUACAGUGAACCCUUCCCCCAGUGUUGUAGCUGUGGACUCUACCAUAGUGUUCCAGAAGCCAGGGGGCUGCAGGAAUGACAGUGGUGGCAGCAGCAGUUUGGAUGAAAAUGACACCCUGCCCCUCCUAUGGGGUCAUAGGGAGAAACCACCCCAGCUUUCACGGUCCACAUGGAGCGCCUCCAAGCUGCCAGGACGAGAACUGCACACACCCCAUUCUCAGACCCAACGUGUGGUAACCAGCCACACAGAAGGGCCCAAUGCAAACAAAAGACAACCUGCCCGUGUGCCACUGAGGGUUAAACGCAGUUCCCUACCAAAGCUACGUGAGAUGUCUGCGGAGAACGCGGAUGAUGACGAUGACUCAGACGACACCGACUGUUUCCUUGGAGUCCGUCCCCUGAAGAACGUCAGUCCCCCAACAGAAGGAACGGACACUUCAGCAGCAAAAGCAAAACCUCCUCUCCCGUUAACAGGAAGGAAAGUCAGCCCAGAGUCAAACACAAACACCACUAUAAAUGACUCAAAAACUUUUAAAGGACUAUCGUUGUGCAGAUUCUCCAAGUCUUCCUCCCUGUUGUCACACACAACACCACGUGGCCAGAUGCCCACCAAAGAGGCAAGUCCAACUGAGAACACAACUAGUAACAAACCAACUGAACCACUGAGAGAGACCAGUAAAGCUCCACUUGUAUCUAAUCCUGGACAUCACUCAACAGAUACAAACCAGGUCACAGACAGUGCUAGGAAAGCUCACAGCAUUUCUCCCACAAACACAGUGGUCAGCUUUCCAGAGAGGCAGCUGCCGUCUGCCAAAGUGGUGAGUUCAUCUGACACAGCUGAUGCAGCUACAGUCGCUUUCAAUCCCAUACAGGUGCCAGGUGCCCUGGCCCCUCAAAUGCAUAUUCCUCAUGUCUCAAGGAACCUACCACCUGGAAAUAAGACAAUAGAGCUACUUCCUUCUCAACAUGCUCAUCAAGAACCCAAGAUGCCAAGUGCCGUUCCUGAAGUAAGAAGUACCAGUAUGCACACAGGUGGGGUGCCUCACGAGAUGUCAGGGGGGCAAGGCUCUAUGCAGCUUGGGACCGGGAGUAGAACAGCUACAGGACCAACUGUUGUGCCUAAAAACUCUCAAAUGCCCACACCAAACAUUGGGAACCAGAACACUAUGCCUGGGUUCUUCACACCAUCUGCUAGUCUGCCGGGGGCCCAGCAGCAGAUUCAACAGCCACGCAGCCAGAACUUCCAGCAGGUGGCUCCACCCCCUCAGCCUCAGUUUGCAACUCCCAGGAUGCCUUGUGCUCCUGCAGAAAGGAGUGACCUCAUAUAUGUGAAGGGGAAACCGUUCCGUAUACUGAGUAUCAUCGGGAAGGGAGGGUCAAGUAAGGUGUACCAGGUGUACGAUGAGAAAGGGAAGGUAUAUGCACUGAAGCUGGUGAAUCUUGAGGAGGCUGAUGAGACAACCGUGCAGGGCUACAUCAAUGAGAUCACCCAUCUGUCCAACCUCCAACACAGCCCAAGAGUCAUCAAACUUUAUGACUUUGAAGUGACUGAGGAGCGUAUCGUGCUGGUGAUGGAGAAGGGAAGUGUGGACCUGGCCACGUUCCUCAGGAACAAGAAGAAACAGCAGGGCAGCAUCGCUGACGACGUGCUGUGGUUCUACUGGAGACACAUGCUGGAGGCUGUGGACACCAUUCACAGACAGGGCAUUGUCCACAGUGACCUGAAACCCGCCAACUUCCUGUUUGUGGAUGGUGACCUGAAGUUGAUAGACUUUGGGAUUGCCAAUGCCAUCCAGAGUGACAAAACCAGUGUGAUAAAGGACCAGCAAGUGGGCACGCUGAACUACAUGUCCCCUGAGACCAUCAGGGAGUACAAUCCUGCUCAGUACCGAGACGGCAACAGUAAGAAGUUGUUCAAGAUCAACUGCCGUAGUGACGUGUGGUCCCUGGGCUGUAUCCUGUACUACAUGGUGUAUGGUAAGACUCCGUUCCAGCACAUCCCCAACCACUUCGCCAAGCUCCAGGCCAUCGUGGACCCAAACUAUGAGAUCCAGUUCCCUCCCAUCAAGAACAAACUGCUCCUGGAUAUGCUGAAGAAAUGUCUGAUACGGGACCCCUACAACCGACCGUCCACUGCGGACCUGCUGGCCCACCCUUACCUGAACUCGGAGCGGUCAUCAGGUGCCUCGGAGCCGCCCUGUCCGGCCACCCCUGCCCUCCCCAUGACGGCUGACCACAUCCAGCAGCUCCUGACACAGCUGUCUCAGGCACAGAGCAUGUCACCCAACUCCAUCUCCACGGUGUCAAAGGGUUUGGCUGCCCAGCUACAGAGUGGACAGGCCCCUGAUCUUUCUGCAGUGCUUAGGAAGAAUCAAGGGCCCAGCCUGGAUAAGGAGAACCUUCCUCCACAACACUUGCUCAGGAAGGGCCCGGGGUGCACACUGCCACAUGCACUCCCCAGGCCCCCCUCAGAGCACACACUGGGCAGGCCAUAGUCAGCCCAGGACUGACAGAUGAAGAGUGCCUUUGAUUGUACAUAAAAGUAUCCUGCAUCAAAUCUAUAUAUUUCUAUAAUCUUUAUGUGAAUGUAUGUGCUUAUUACUGAGAUGUGUUUGCUUUUGUAUUACUAUUAGCACCAGGUACAACUAAAUUUAAGGCUAGGCCAACUUCUUUUGAUAUUUGCUUUGAGUAGACUUUAGUUACUUUCAUUGUAGAUGAACUAGGUUCCUAUAACAUUUGUAAAUUUGGAACCACUAUUUUUUUGUCAUUUGAUGUACAACAUUUCCUGUGACAAUAUCUAUUCAUUUGUGUUCGGUAAUUGUUAUUCUAGUCACAAUCUUGUAACAAUCAACAAUCUUGGACCAUUAUACCUUCACUACCCCAGUCACUGACUUCUGGCAUGUUAGAAGUUGAAUUUUUACAGCUUCUAAAAUUGACAGAUAACUAAAUGAUGUAUGCUUUGAUGAACAACAUGGAGUAGUCUGACAAACUAGAAAACUCUUUUCUCUGUUGUGUUUAUCUUUGCUUUCUAUUUACUCGGUGGGGAGUCAACAAGUUGUACUUGUGUGUACGGCUAAAUGUCUCUGAAUGUUCUGGUUUCUGUUCAUGGAAUAUACGAAAGAAAAUCUUUAUUUGUACAGCUUCUAAUAGUGCUCUGCUCAACAGUUCUAACAGCUUAUACAUAUAGAAUUAACAGUAUUUAGAACACAGCUUCAGCAUUAUUAUUGAACACAAUAAAUAGAACUGCUUAUUGAAGACAGA
Molecule: messenger RNA, 4135 nt
Organism: Branchiostoma floridae (Florida lancelet)
Lineage: Eukaryota; Metazoa; Chordata; Leptocardii; Amphioxiformes; Branchiostomatidae
Product: dual specificity protein kinase TTK-like
Exons: 17
Coding region: 196-3369 (1057 amino acids)
Biological process (GO): peptidyl-serine phosphorylation; meiotic spindle assembly checkpoint signaling; chromosome segregation
Cellular component (GO): nucleus; spindle; kinetochore
Molecular function (GO): protein serine/threonine kinase activity; ATP binding; protein serine/threonine/tyrosine kinase activity
Source: RefSeq, a predicted model, not a curated record